UCGUGAUACCCAAUGGUACGGAAGGGCACUUAGCAACGUGACGUCACCCAAACAAAUUCAAAAUGGCGGCGAGCCAGCAUUGGUUUCAAGAACUUGGAUGUUUUUGACGAUUUCAGCGACUAUUUAAAGGAAUACGAAGCUUUUGAAGAUCGCAACAGCCAUGGCAACAGAUCUGCACGGAACCGAGCAGAUGUACAACAGGAUCAUCGGCCCCAGAACCAACGCUCUCAGUGUCGACCAACACAAGAGCCGACAUGGCAUCCGGCUGCGCAGUAUGAGCUUUCCCAGAAAAAACAGACGAGGUUUACGAUCUCCGUCCUCCCCCGCGCUCUCCAUGACAACGCCCAUGGCGACGCAACUCGUUCCCAUGGUAACGUCAUCGUCCACGUUGCUACAACGGGAAAAGUCGUUUCCCGGGCCGACCCGUAGUGGAAUGGCUCCCACGCCAACCUCAAGAGCCGACACCCCUGAGCCGGAAAUCGUAGAAGAAGUGUUUCCGAUACAGUACCCGUUACUACAUGACGAGAUGAACAGACAACGUGCAAUCGCCGCUCAGAGCUUCAGCGCGGGACUCAAGAUCAAACAGGUCCCGCUACCGCAGCUGUACAAACAGGAGAAGGACCAACCACGAUCCAGAACGCCGUCUGCGAGGGGCGUACGCACCGUACCCGUUUAUAAGGACAGGGAGACGCCAAGUCCCGCGCCCCAGGCCACGACCUCGCGUCUGUACCUGCGGGACACUCGCUCCCCCAUCAGGAACAUGAGUGAACAGCAGCGGAGACUACAGGACGAGGAGAAGGCCAGGAUGAGGACCAAGGUCAUGAAGAGAACAGCAGAGAUCGUGUCCCACCGAGUGGACCGGAUGUACUACAUGAUGGGGUCCAACGUCCCGCUGCUGUACCGGUACCAGGUGGACGAUGACGAGCUGAACCGCCUGCGGGAACUGUCGCAGGCACGGUCCAGUACCUCGCACUACGGCAGGGGACUCAGCAGUGGAAUGGGAAAAUAUAAGCAGUGGUCCCCGGAAAUGGCACCACAAGACUACCAAGCUCCCCCCGACAACCUGCCUGGUGCGGCCACUAUCCCUAUCAUCAGGCACGAAGCAGAAGGGAGUAGUGAGCAGUUAAACAGCACCAAGAAACAUCCCAGUCCUGUGAGCAGUAGAGCCUCUCCCACAGCAGAGCACCAGCAGAUGCACAGUAUCCACAUCCAGGUGGAGAGACUCAGUCUGAAGGACGGGUCCGUGCAGGACGGGCCCGCCAGUCUCAACGUCGAGGUCAACAGCUCCCCCGGGGGGACGGAGAAGAACCCCUCUGCAGCGGGGGGCGGGGAAAGGGGGCAACAGGAUGACAUUGGCAGUGCUGCAGAGUCUGUAGCCCUGCCAGGUGAGGAAGAAGAAGAAACAUCAGGUGUUCCUACAGAAGAGGUGUCAGCCUGGCACAGGGCGGGGGAUGGGGAGGGGUCAGAGGUCGAGCAGGAAGAGGCUGUCCAUGGUGCAGGAGAGGCUGAAACUGGUCAGAACCAGUCCCAGCUGGACUCAGGCGGCCCCCAAUUGACCGUCUCUCGCCACUCCACACCACAAUCAGGUGUCGCAGUCAUAAAAAUCGUCCAAGGUGACAGAGGUCCGCGCAGCAGGGAUGAUGUUUUCAACACCAACUUUGAGAAUCCAGAGGAGGAUGAGGGUGAGGCACAACAACAAAUUCAAUCAACUGCACAAUUUGAGGAGGGAGAGGGACAAGACGGAGAAUGGAUUCCUCAGGAUGGCGAGGACGAUGACGAAAAUGAUGAUGAUGAUGGACAUGGCGGAAACAAUGUUGUCGAGGGAGAAUCGUUCACAAGGAGCUAUGGAGAGUUCAAUGUCACGGUCAGAACUGUGGAGAAAAAUGGAGACUCCCUCCAGCCUGAGUCAGGGGACAGAGGAGAGGGGAGGGCGGGGAGGAGAAAACAGGACAACAACAGGACGAUGAUAGGAGGGCUCAGGAGAAAAGGAAAACCAGAGGGUGGCUAUCUGGAACCAGAAGGAUCUAUAGGUGGGAGGGGUGAUGCAGACUUAGCAGCUGCUACAGAAGAGUACUACAGACAGCUGCAUGAAGGGCAGGGUGAUGAGGAGGAGCAGGAUGAGGAGGACACAGGAGAUGGAGCAGGGAGCAAUGAGGAUGAUGCAACAAGGAAGUAUCCAUUCCUAAAGAAGUUCAUGUACACCUUCAUGUCAUCAAGACAACAGCAGAUCUUUGAAAGAAAGUUUGAUGAGAUUGACCUCGAAGGUCAAGGGGUCAUCACCAUGGAAACACUGAAGAGCAGGAUGUUUGGGAACUUGAAAGAGAGAGACCUGGAUCUUCUUAUGAAGGUGUUCGACUUAAACAGCGACAAAACGAUAGACAAGCGUGAGUUUGUGACGGUUGCUGCUCUCAACGACAAGCUGAGGGGAAUAACGGGUGAAAUGAACUUACUUGAUGUAUUUGCUGACAGGGAGGACACAAGUACACUAAGCCCCAAUGAUCCACUGGAGCUGAAUCUUGACAAACUGGCAUUCCACAUACAGGCCUACAAGGAGAUGUUUCAGGUGGUUGACACAGACGGAGACGGGCGCCUGACUAUGGAGGAGAUCAUGCUGCUGCUGUCAGCAGGUGUGGGCACGCAGGUGGGGACAGACAAGGACCUGGUCAGGGCCAUCAUCAAGGUGCUGGACAAGGAUGGAAAUGGCUCUAUAGACUUUGUGGAGUACCUCUCCUUCAUCCCCUUCUUCCUCCACAUCCAUCAGCACAUCGUCAAGCGACCAAUCAGCAUCACCGACGUGGAGAACGCCCGCCAGGCGGUCCAGAAGGCUCUGUCCAGGAGAAGUCUAUGAUCACAGCGGUCACUGUUGUAGUGACCGCUCAAAGGAAAAUGGUCACAGUAGACAGAUGGGCACAGGGUUGUAGCCAGCACCCGUCCUUCCAUCCUUUGACAGAAUUUUGGACCUGGGGACGGAAAAAAUUUUGCCCAUUUCGUCCUCUGUGAUGGACAAAAUCGAUAUGUAAAGAUAUAAUAAAACGGUCUCCCUUGUGUAAUUAUUCACCACAACAGAAGCCGUUGAACAACUUAGUCUACCAGCAAAUCGUACACCUCAAAAUGCAGGAAAUAGUGUUUCAGAGGGUCUAGGUUUCAAAGUCCGGGGGGACGUUGCGCCUAUAGGAUUCAAAAUCAAGGGGACGGAAAAAGAUUUCAGGCUGGCUACAACCCUGGAUGGGCAUGACAGGAUUCUUAAAACUGAAUAUCAAAAUGUAAAGGACCAACAAAAGUGGUCACAUUGCAAUGCAUUGGCCAUGUGGCCUUGUUUGGAUUUGGUCACUUAGAGGUUGUUAAACUGUACAGUGUGGAAAGUGCAUAUAGUAUGGGCUGUAUAUUUUAUUUUUAUUAGUGCAAGCAUUGCUGACAUGUCAUGCUUGCCAUUAAUGUUUUAUUCUAAUUAGGGGGCUGUUGAAGUGUUUGUAAUCAAUAAGUUUUGUUGGAAGUAUCAUUGUUAAGGGUGGUUAUUUGGAAAGUGUAAAAUCACAGCUUGUCUGCAUGCUAUUGAAUGUUGUUUUAAAGGUGGAUACUCAAUAUUUUCAGCAGCAUCAUCUUCACUGCAUAUCAGCAGUCAUGUUUACAUUAGGGCUUGUAGGAACACUACAAACUAGGUUAUUUAGUAUAAUUUUAUCUCAGAUAACAAAGUUUUUUAUUCACAAUCACGUUUUCAAGAGACAUUUCGAUGACCAUCUGCUAUCUUCUUCAGGGCAGUUAUGACCGGUUCACUUUGACCUGCAGCUAGGUGUCAUUGCUAACAAUGCAAUGCCAGUAAAGCACUGGAAUUUUUGCCCUGAAGAUUACAUAUGAUCAACAUUCAAUAUCGGCUCUUGAUAAACAUGAUUGUGGUUGUGAAGAAAGACCUUUGUUAUGCAGUCGUUCACCAACCUAAUGAAACUAUUCAUGAUUGUUCUUUAUCCCAUAGUAAAAAGUGUGUUGCACAGCUUUAACAUGACGUGUGUACUAAAGAUGCGACAAAGUGCUUUUAGAAAUGCCAAUGAUUGCAAUUAUUUUUAUUGUAUAGAAACGCUUCUGUGAACACUUAGAAGGACUUGACAAUCCUGUUAUAAGAAAGACAUUACUUCAUUUAUUUAGUAGCCUGCUCAAAAGACACAUACAAGUCACAUACUGAGUCUUAUAGAACCCUGUUAGAGUGUCUUUUCUAUUAUACUAAUUUAUUAUAAGAGUUGAUUUCUUUAUUAUAUAAUUAUACAUUGUAUUACAGAAUCAUAUUAUUGUGCCAUAUGGGGGUGUAUUGGUGUAAAUUUAUAAUAAGACAAUUUGGAUAAGGCCACACUAAUUUAAAUCCUUCCUUGUCUGGGUUUUGUUCAUUUUUUAUGUGCUGCUUGUAAAGACUGCGUCUGCUGCUUUUCAUUGUUGUACAUAAAUCACUUUAUGACUGUAAUGUUGAACAAAGGAAUUUGUAUAAUGGAUAUCUAAAAUGGGAAGGUAAGGAAGCCACAUUGGAAAUGAAUUCAAUAAUACCAGUGUUACAGCAUUCCAAAAGCAGUGGGGAUUGUAAGCCACAUACGGUAUACUGUAUGGUAUUUACCAUUAUA
Messenger RNA from Branchiostoma floridae (Florida lancelet), 4604 nucleotides. RefSeq lists its product as uncharacterized. The transcript is spliced from 16 exons. The record is from RefSeq and is a predicted model, not a curated record. The coding region runs from base 161 to 2848 and encodes 895 amino acids. Lineage: Eukaryota; Metazoa; Chordata; Leptocardii; Amphioxiformes; Branchiostomatidae. Gene Ontology annotation, molecular function: calcium ion binding.